AAAUCGUAAAGCUUCCACUCUUAAAAGUCGUUUCAUUGCAAAUACAUACUUUAUAAAAUUGUAUUUUUUUUUGGCCGGUAGAGAUUCGAUCGAUAGAAUUAUACUGAGGGUCACCUUGAAGUGUUAUUUGAAUUUGAGUGAAGUAUAAGGUCUCGUUAUACUUCAAGUUGAUCGCUAUUUAUUUUCUAAUAAAUUUAUUUAAAAAAGAUAAAUAUGGGAGGAAAAUGGUCAAGUAUGGAUCCUUCUGAAGUCGAAGUUCCAGAAAUAAAUGCUUUAUUGGAAAGAGAUCCAUACCUAAAACCUUAUGAAAAUGAGAUUCGCAAAAGAUAUGCUUUAUUUAAAGACUAUGUAGAAAAAGUGGAAACCGGCGAUGGCACUUUGGAUAAAUUUUCAGAAGGUUAUAAAACUUUUGGAAUUCAUAUAAAAGAAGACAAUAGUGUUAUUGCUAAAGAAUGGGCACCAGGUGCACAAGAAUUAUUUUUAAUGGGAGAUUUCAAUGGUUGGAAUAAGACAGCUAAUUCAUACAAAAAAUUGGAUUAUGGUAAAUGGGAAUUACAUUUACCUCCUAAUGCUGAUGGUAGUUGCCCUAUAAAACAUCUUUCAGAAGUCAAAAUAAUUGUAAAAGAUCAUAACAAUGAAUUAUUGGAACGAUUAAGCCCUUGGGCUACAUAUGUUACACAAAAUCGAGCAGAAAGUGUUACAUAUAAACAACGUAUAUGGCAUCCAUCAUCUGAAAAUGUUUAUAAAUUUAAAUAUUCCAAACCAAAAAAGCCAGUAAGUCUCAGAAUAUAUGAAUGUCAUGUUGGUAUUGCCACUCAAGAAUUGAAAGUUGGCACAUAUUUAGAAUUUGCUGAAAAAAUAAUUCCUCGCAUUGUAAGACAAGGCUAUAAUACUAUUCAAUUGAUGGCUAUUAUGGAGCAUGCCUAUUAUGCAAGUUUUGGAUAUCAGGUGACUUCAUUUUAUGCUGCUUCAUCUCGUUAUGGUACACCAGAAGAAUUAAAGCAGUUAAUAGAUACAGCACAUCAACAUGGUUUAUAUGUUUUAUUGGACAUGGUGCAGUCACAUGCAUCAAAGAAUACAUUAGAUGGAUUAAAUAUGUUCGAUGGUACCGACGCUUGUUUCUUCCAUACUGGUAAUCGUGGUCAACAUCCGCUUUGGGACAGUCGACUUUUUAAUUAUGGAGAAUACGAAGUGUUGCGAUUUUUACUUUCCAACUUACGUUGGUACAUUGAGGAAUAUAAUUUUGAUGGAUUUAGAUUCGAUGGAGUUACAUCAAUGUUAUAUCAUUCAAGAGGAUUUGGGCAAGGUUUUAGUGGCCACUAUGACGAAUAUUAUGGUCUUAAUGUUGAUGUUGAAGGUGUAGUAUAUUUAAUGCUUGCAAAUCAUAUGCUGCAUUGUUUGUAUCCAGAAAUUGUUACAAUAGCUGAAGAUGUUAGUGGAAUGCCUGGGGUUUGCAGGCCAAUUACUGAAGGCGGCAUAGGAUUUGAUUAUAGAUUAGCUAUGGCUAUUCCUGAUAAAUGGAUUAAACUUUUAAAAGAGGUGAAAGAUGAAGAUUGGAGUAUUGGAGAUAUUUGUUGGGCAUUAAGUAAUCGAAGAUGGAUGGAAAAAACAGUGGCUUAUUCAGAAUCUCAUGAUCAAGCUCUUGUAGGUGAUAAAACAAUUGCAUUUUGGCUUAUGGACAAAGAAAUGUACACGCAUAUGAGUAUAACGAGUCCACCUAACCCAAUCAUAAGUCGUGGAAUUGCUCUUCAUAAUCUUAUCACAUUAAUUACACACGGAUUGGGAGGUGAAGGUUACUUAAAUUUUAUGGGUAAUGAGUUUGGACAUCCGGAAUGGUUGGAUUUUCCACGAGCUGGCAAUGCAGAUAGUUACCAUUAUGCUAGGAGACAGUGGAAUUUAGUAGAUGAUGAGUUACUAAAAUACAAAUUUAUGAAUAAUUGGGAUCGUACUAUAAAUACUCUUGAAGAAAAAUAUGGAUGGUUGCAUGCAGGCCCUGCAUAUGUAAGUUGGAAACACGAAGAGGACAAAGUAAUUGUUUUUGAUCGAGCAGAACUUAUAUUUGUGUUUAAUUUUCAUCCAAUCAAAUCAUUUCCUGAUUAUACUAUUGGAGUAAAAAAUGCAGGAACUUAUAAGGUUCUAUUAUGUAGUGAUGAUAAAGAUUUUGGUGGGGAAAAUCGUGUUGAUACUAAUGUACAACAUUUUACCAAACCAGAGCCAUUUUCUAAUUAUUCAAAUAAUAUGAUGAUUUACAUUCCUUGUCGUACAGCUAUUAUUUAUGUUCGAGAAACUUAAGAGCUUUACAGAGGCAUAGCCAGAGGAAGAAUUGACUUUAGUGUUAUAUAUAAAUAAAAGUUACUAUUUUUCCUACCAAAGUUUAGAUCAAUAUAUAGUGUUAAGUAAAAGAAAACAAAA
Bombus pascuorum is the source of this 2412-nucleotide messenger RNA. It is a transcript of the gene AGBE, whose product is annotated as 1,4-alpha-glucan-branching enzyme. Gene Ontology annotation, molecular function: 1,4-alpha-glucan branching enzyme activity; hydrolase activity, hydrolyzing O-glycosyl compounds; cation binding. Bases 214 to 2292 code for a protein of 692 amino acids. Gene Ontology annotation, biological process: glycogen biosynthetic process. The transcript is spliced from 10 exons. Gene Ontology annotation, cellular component: cytoplasm. The record is from RefSeq and is a predicted model, not a curated record. Lineage: Eukaryota; Metazoa; Arthropoda; Insecta; Hymenoptera; Apidae.